Aphis gossypii (cotton aphid) is the source of this 1013-nucleotide messenger RNA. RefSeq lists its product as uncharacterized. The transcript has 4 exons. The record is from RefSeq and is a predicted model, not a curated record. The coding region runs from base 99 to 788 and encodes 229 amino acids. Lineage: Eukaryota; Metazoa; Arthropoda; Insecta; Hemiptera; Aphididae.
UGUAUCACUAUUCGUUUUUCGUUUCAUUUUUUUGCAUUGUGCCGAACUGUAAUCUGUUAUAUCUUAAUUCUCGUUCGUAAAACGCCCGAUUUUAAUAAAUGAUGGAGUCUUUAAUAAGACAAUUUUAUACUUUCUUUUACAUCGUAUUAUUCUCGUCCUGGAUAGCAGCCAUCAAGUUCGAGGCACUUACGGAUGAAGAAAUUAAAAAUCAAACCUUGAGCAGUUUAAUGGGCAAACUAUGUCCUCCAUUUGGACUAGGGGUACGUUUUGAAGUUGCCACAAUACAAACGGAGACGAGAAUGUUUGGAUGUACCUACUUAGAACACAAAACUACGAUAAGCGCUGCACCAGUAUUUCAUUUGUGGCUUGAGCGUCCGGAGAAAACUAACAAUCAUGGUCAUUGUAAAGACACGAGUAACAUGGACCGCUUCGCUUUUGAGUGCGUUUCAAAAAAGGAACCUACUAAGAAGGAAGAGAUUUCUAAAGGCUGGAAUUAUGUUAAAUUAAUAGAUCAUUCCGAGCCACAAAUAUCACAGGAUAUCAAAGACCUGGUUUUCAGAUGUGCCGUGUACGAUGUGAAUGAUGCUCCUGCUCAGGGUCUCAAAGUAAUUCGAAUGGCGAUCAGUGCACCUAGAAAAGGGGAAAUGCACGAAGACCUGUGUGAUAGUCUGUCAAAAACUAUGGCAAAGGAUGAUCUACCAUAUAUUUCAGAAGGGCACCGAACUUGGCCUGAUGGGUCAAUGUACCUUUAUAUGUUGGGAAAGCCACCCGUCGUUGUCAAGGGAUAAUAGUCAAAUACCCUACCAUCCAAUGAAAUAAACUACUACAAGGCCAUUAACAACAAUACAAAUAAGAACUACAAGGUAUAAAUUUUAAUCAACACUGAUGGUGGUGUACAAUUCUAAUAAUUAAAUAUAAUUUUGUUCAAUUUAAAAUUUCUUGGUCAAUAGAUCAUGUCUAUAGAUGUAACCAUGAUGAAUAUAUAUUUUUUAAUUACAUUUUAUAAUUUUUUU